Aphanomyces invadans is the source of this 2336-nucleotide messenger RNA. RefSeq lists its product as hypothetical. The record is from RefSeq and is a predicted model, not a curated record. NCBI's taxonomy places the organism in Eukaryota, Oomycota, Saprolegniomycetes, Saprolegniales, Verrucalvaceae. The coding region runs from base 18 to 2216 and encodes 732 amino acids. The transcript has 3 exons. Gene Ontology annotation, molecular function: protein binding.
GGCGCGGCCAGGUUGUGAUGGUGGACGUCGAUGGCAUGCAAUGGUGGCGCGACACAAUCUAUCCUCAGGCCCAUGUCUCGAGAGAUGAGUUCAAACAAAAGCUCUUUCAAUGCUCGCGAAUACAACUGCCUCAGAUGUCCAUGAAGGAGGCAAGUGUGUACUUGGACAUUUGCAUCGAACUCAAAUCCGAAAUCAUGGUGCGCGACUGGGAACGGUUCUUGGUCCGCUUUGGUCCAUUUUCAAAGUGCGUCGUCAAAGCCGUCCAGUGCUUCCAGGACAGAGUUGGUGUUGCGCCGUGGUUUCAUGGGGCAAUCUCGAGAGCGGAAGCGGAAAAGUUGACAACCCACGCCGACGACGGCGCGUUCCUCGUCCGCUUUAGCGAAACCCAACCGGACAAGUUCACCCUCACGUACAUGAAAGUGCACUCGGAUCCAGUGUACCACGGGCGAAAAGAGAUCAAGAACGUUUUGAUCGUGCAUAAUCCGCGAGAAGGCUACGGUCUCCAAGACGGCGGCAACGGCAGGCAGUAUCCAUCGAUAGCGUCGUUCAUUGAAGGCAGCAGCGCGCGUCUUCGAACCCCCAUCGUGUCUCGCCUCUCGAUCGAGUGCAAUCGCAAAUUGAAGGAUCUCCAGGGAGCAACCAUGUUCAUGUUUUCGUCGUCGUCCGCAUUCAAUGGCGCCGCCAGCGAGUAUAGCAACCUGAGCACGAACGACCUUGUGACCUCUGCACACUUGGACCACGGCGUUGGACAUUUUGGCGCUUCGAGUAGCUGUCACGGGAGCGGCGUCGCUCCCUCCAGCGACUACACAACGUUGAAGCAUGGAGAUGUGCAUCCUCGACCUGACGCAUCCUCUACCUAUGCCACUUUUGCACAAUUGUCCACCUCGGUGGGUCGCCAACAGAUCGAGGCCAACAACGGCACCGCCCAUCGGCAACCAUCGGCUUCCGUAGUCUGUGGCCAUUUCAACCCGCUCGAGACAAACCACACGGAGAAAGGUGGCUUCAUCUCUCUCGACUAUGGUCGGCUUCCUCCUGCGUAUGCCGCAGUGUCGCAAACGACGGCCGCGGGGGAUGAGUACGGUCGGUUUGGCCCUCCGCCCCCGAUGGCUGCCUCCACCUCUGGUGACGUGUACGGGCAAUUUGGGAUGCAAACCACAACGUCAACUGUGGCGACCACGACAGGUCAAACACCUCUGCUCACGAACGCACCCGGACAAGUCAGCGAUUAUGGCAUGAGUUCCAACGUCCGUGCUGAAAACAAAGCCGACCCGCAGCCGCCUAACGACUACGGUCAACUAGGUCAAGUGCACCUCGUCGAUCGUUUCAACAAGGGCUGUGGCCACUUUGGGCCGGGCUCUGUGCCAUCUCAGGCUUCUGCGGACGGCACCUACGGCCACUUUUCUUCCAACGCACCUCCUCAAUCGAGUUCCGCAUCCCUGCCAUCAACUGGUGGUGCCCUCCACCCGACGCAUCCGCGGAGCGCCGCGGAUGCACCUCACUUGCCUGACUACGGUCGGUUCGAUCAAGCGUUUUCGACUGCAGCUCAAGCGUCGUCGCUUGGCCACCAUUCAAUGGUGCACCACAACAGUGAUUCAACUUGGUCACACUCCAACACUCGAUCCUCCUUUGCCGUCGCAACCGUUAGUACGGCGACAAGUACGAGCGAGCUCGGCCAAGUUGGCUCUACCUCAUCCUUUCCUUUAGCAUCCCUUCCUUUGACCCGAAACGCUUUCGUGGAUCGGCAAGGGCCCGAAACAAAGCCUCCUCUUCAAGGCAAGGAAGAUGCCAUCGCACACAUCGAGUCUGGGAUGGCGCUGUACAAGGAACGCAAUUUGGACGACGCGAUUUCGUGCUUUUUACGGGCCGAACAUUGCGCAAAAGCUGCAGGGGAGAAACCUGUCGAGGCCAGGGCGUUGGGCAACCUCGGGACUGUCUAUUUGGACAAGAAGUUGCCCAAGGACGCUAUGCGGUACUACAUCAAGUGUUUGGGCUUGACUCGUGAUGUCGAAGACAAAAAGCGAGAGCGUAUCAUCCUAAACAACUUGGUCUUGGCCAGCAUCGCGUCCGGCGAUACCACCGCCGCGUUGAAGUACUCAACAGAACUCCUUGCGAUCACGGCCGUGCCGGCGAAUCGGCUCAAGAUUGAGUCGCGAAUUCGCACCCUUCAGGAGGAACUGAGGAGGCCUAACGCGUCCCCUUCCGCUCUACAAUCCUGACAAAGGUCAACUGGUCAUGUCGGUCACGACCAGGACAAGACGAUUGUUUGCGUUUCCACUUUAACUUUGUAUGGGCAGUUGAUUCAAUUUUGGAAAAAUAUUCUUACAGGUAAAAAAUCC